CGGCCGGGCCGGCCGGAGCCGAGCCGAGCCGAGCGGCGAACCCAGCAGCGAGCGGGGCCGGGUGAGCGCAUCUCCGGUACCGGCACCGGUACCAUCACCGCACCGGCGGGCGGGUAUUUAUCCGCGGUUCUUCCCCCCGCUCAGCCGCGGAUCCCCCGGCCGGGGGAGGGUCCCGCCCCCCGCCGCUGCGGCGCGGUGCAUUCGGGAGGUCCCCGAGCCGCCCCCUCCCCUCGCACGGCGGGGCCGGGGCUGCCGCCGCCUGCCGCCCCCCUUCCCGGCUGGGCCAGCCCCCCUUCCCGGUCCCUCCCUCCAAGCCGGUCUGGUACUUCCUUCCAGUGUGGAAAUUGAUCGGUUGAAGUUAUGCAUUUGACCUGCAAGAGCCACGCUACCGGUGCUUCGGGGAUCUUGUGAACUGGAACGGGAAAGGAGCCCGCCGGCAGGUGGAAUGGGGCAGCCAUGAACGGCGAUGCCCUGUGCCAGGAGCCCUCCUCCCCGCUCCCCGACUGGAGGGAGUUCUGCAAGCUGCACGCCCAGGCAGCCGCCGUGGACUUCGCCCAGAAGUUCUGCCAGUUCCUGAAGGAGAACCCCCACUACGACACCCCCGGGGCAGAGACCUCCUUCUCCCACCAUUUCACCGCCAACUUCCUGGACAUCUUCAGCCUGGAGGUCAGCCGGGUGUUCGUGUCUGACUCGCCCACCAAGUACAACAUCGUGCCCUUCGUGGGGCUGCAGAACUGCCACGUGCCCUACGGGCGGGAGGUCACCCCCAGGAAGGAGGAGACGUCCACGGAGUCUCUGGACAGCAUGGACGCCCCGCUGGGCGCCAGCCGGUACCUGACCCCAGCCCAGCAGGUGCAGGCUCACAAGGUCUCCUCCUACGGGCAGUCCCGCAGCUCGGAGGACGUCUCCAUCCACGCUGCUGCCAAGCCCAAGUUCAAGAAAGGCUUCUCCCUGAGGAACAUGAGCCUGUGCGUGGUGGAUGGCAUGAAGGAGAUGUGGCACCGCAAAUCCUCUCCGGAGCCGGGCGCCGAGGCUGCUCUGGGCGGCCGCAGAGCCGAGAGGGAGCCGUGGGCGGCCGGGGGCAAGGAGCCUGGGGACCCUCGGGAGAAAUGGACACACAAGCUGCGCCUGUCCAAGGUGCCCUCGUCCAAGGUGGAGCUGGUGGACAUCCAGAGGGAGGGGACGCUGCGCUACAUGGUGGCCGAUGACACGAACUGUGUGGGGAGCUCGCAGUGGCAGAAGUGCCGCCUCCUGCUCCGCAAGGCGGUGAAGGUGGAAGGAGAGAGGUUCCUCCUGGAGUUUUAUGUCCCUCCAAAGGCUUCCAAACCCAAGGUGAGCAUCCCGCUGUCGGCCAUCAUCGAGGUGCGCACCACCAUGCCCCUGGAGAUGCCUGACAAAGACAACACCUUUGUCCUAAAGGUGGAGAAUGGGGCCGAGUACAUCCUGGAGACCAUCGACUCCCUGCAGAAGCACUCGUGGGUGGCUGAUAUCCAGGAUUGCAUCGACCCUGGGGACAGUGGGGACGACAUUGAGCUGGUGUCCUGUGCACAGGGUCCCUGUCUGCCAGGCAGGACAACCUCAUCCAGCUGCGAGUUCCUGAAUGACGAGGUACCCAGGCCACCAGAGAGAUGUGCCCUGCCCAGCACUCACAAUGCUGCCAUGGCCACCUCUGUCCCCGUGCCCCACGGCCGCGGCAGGGACUCCCUGGGGGAGCUCCUCACCCACGUCCCACUGGAAAGCUUCCUGCAGACGCUGGAAUCCUCCCCCACUGCUGGUGGGCACCUCACAGGGGAGGACAGCGAGGCCGAGGCUGAGAUCAACCUGUCUGACUUCCCCUGGUUCCACGGGACUCUGUCACGGAUCAAGGCAGCCCAGCUGGUGCUGUUCGGGGGCGCCCGCAGCCACGGCUUGUUCGUCAUCCGGCAGAGCGAGACACGGCCGGGGGAGUACGUGCUGACCUUCAACUUCCAGGGCAAAGCCAAGCACCUGCGCCUGUCGCUGAACGAGAGCGGGCAGUGCCACGUGCAGCACCUCUGGUUCCAGACCAUCUUUGACAUGCUGCGCCACUUCCACACACACCCCAUCCCGCUGGAGUCGGGCGGCGCGGCCGACAUCACCCUCCGCAGCUACGUGGUGGCCCAGAGCCCGCAGCCUGACACCGGCCCCCCGCCACCCCUCGUGUCACAGCCCCCGGGCUGCCGGGUCGACCUGCCACCUCCACACUACUUCUGCAGCACAGCACCCUCGGGACCGCCGGUGCCGCCACCCGCUGAGGGGGUGGCCGUGGCCCCCACUGUCCCUGUCCCCGCACCCUACCACCGCCUGGAGGGUGCCCUGGGCCCCCGGAGCCGCAGCGACAGCGCCGAGCGCCGGCCGGAGCCUCCUGCGGCCAGUGCCGAGGACUACCACGAGGCUGACAGCGCCCGGAGCCGCACCCGGGCCGUGGAAAACCAGUACUCCUUCUACUGAGCCCCUCGGGCUGGGGCUGCUGGCUGGGGACAGCGGGCAGCUGUGCCCCUCACCGCUGCACCGGCCUCGCCACCUCCUCCUGCCACCACCAGCGACCCAGCCGGGAGGUCCUCCUCGCUCCCUGCUGCUUUUGGGAGCUGUGUCAGCGGUGGGCAAUGUCCCGGCUGGACCUGGUGCCAGCCCCGGGGUUGGGGCAGUGCUGGAGGUGUGGGAGGCUGAAAGAGUCAGUGCCAUUUGAGAGCUUGUAGCCUCUUCUCCUUCCCUCCGGACCAAGAGCUUUCCCAGGGCUGAGCUGGGCUCCCUGCAUCUCCUCCUGGGUGUGACCAUUGUGGGAUGGUGCCCGAAGCUGUGACAGGCUCCAUCCUCCAGCCAAAGCACCUUGGCAUGUCUCCUCUGGGGCGAGAGCCCAGCAUGGCCAACAUCCUUCUGGCACCAUCGCCCUGCCAACCAGCUGCUGAGGGACUCUGGCGUUUUGGGAUGAGCAUGGAAAUGUGUCAGAUGUCCAUGCAGAAACUCUUCUCACACACAUGGAGCACUGAGGGCGCUGCUGCAGAGGCCUGAGGGUUUAUCUGGUCUGGCUUCUGAGCUCCCUCUGGGGCACAUGUUUCCUACCCUCUGACAGAAGAAGAUUUUUGUCCAAAGCUUAAUGAAUUGCAUUCAAGGAAGGGUUUUCCUGCUGUUCUGCCUUUUCUGUUCCUUUGUUUCCUUUCUCUCCUUGCUGUACUAACAGAAUCCCUGGAUAACCCUUUCAUCCUCCCUUCCUUGAUUUUUCAAAACCUAAGCUCUCCACAAGGGCAUCAGCCUUCUGCCUGCUCUCUGCCACAACUGGGCAACAUUUUCCAUUGCUCAAGGCAAACCUUGGAAAAUAUGACACCACCUCCUCUUUACAUCAGUUUUUGGUCAUUUGGGAUAUCUGGGGCAUCAGGCAGAGGCCAGGAGCUGUGUCCAGAGGUGAGGGAGAGCUUUGUUUUGCAGGUAAAAGCAGGUAUUCCUGCUUGGCUGAUCUCCCAGGAGUAAAAACACUACAUUGAUUCUUUUCCAACAGGUCAUGGGAGCCCUGAGGAUGGUUUUACUGGCCAGGGUUUGUGCCUCAUGUGGGGUGGGAGACCCUCCAGAAGGGCAGCUUUGCUUGCAGACAAAGUGUUUGCACAUCCCCCUUGUUUUGGCUGACACAGCUUGUGUUACCCAGCACCAGCACACCUGCUGCUCAUGUGGCAGUGACAGGAGUGACAGUGCUCACAGGACAUGAGCCAGGUGGCUUUGGAGUGUCUGGACAGGUCUCCAGGUGGAGCAGACCCUACCAGCUGCUAGAAGUUAUCACUUAGUUCAAAGAGGUACAAGCCAAGCCACAACCUCAAAAAAAAACCUUGGAUUUGCCUGGAAUUGGGUUGGGCCAAGUUUUUAUUUAUUAGGUGCCUUCUUUCCUGAGCGAGCAAAGCACAUCCCCAGUGCUUGACACACAAGAGGAGAGGGGAGGUGUCUCCAAGGCUCCUUGCCUCCUCCUGUGAUGUGAGAGCUGCCUUUCUGGCCCAUGGAUGUGUGAGGUGCCUGGUGCAUCCCAUUCCUGCAGCAAAUGCCAUCUUCUCCCCAAACAUACAUCCCUUCAGAGGGCAGCAGGAGCAGUUUGUUCUGUUGAGGGUGUUUCUCCUUCCUCAGCCCAGCUAAAACACAGCUCAGAGGAGCAGGGAGAGGCUGGAUGCCCUUGGUUGAUGGGUUUAACACACAUGGUGGAUGAGGGGAGAUCUCCAGAUCUGACACAGACAUUGUCACUCUGGUUCUUCCCAGCCCCAAGGGUGGGAUCCAGAAGGCUGGAUGGGAGCACUGCCUUACAGACCUUCAGAUUUUGGCUUUGUUUCUCACUUUCUGUGUCACAGGAUAGGAAAAUGAGGGGGAAGCGAUGAUCUGCAAGCAAAAAAUGUUAAUUUGUAAAUAGGGAAGAGUCUGGAAGAGUUUACUGUUGUGUAGAAUAAAUUAAUUUUAUUUAAAAAAAGAAAGGGGGGGGGACUUGUUAAACAAAUGGAGAACUCGAGUUCCGGUUUUAAAAUAAAAUCACUUGCAAAAACAACAGCAUGUGAGCAAGAGCUUUGGGCUUUGCUGGAUUUGCUACCAAAAAAAAAAAAAGAAAAACAG
This is a messenger RNA of Pyrgilauda ruficollis (rufous-necked snowfinch), 4599 nucleotides long. RefSeq names its product SH2B adaptor protein 2 (gene SH2B2). The record is from RefSeq and is a predicted model, not a curated record. Gene Ontology annotation, cellular component: plasma membrane. Bases 457 to 2469 code for a protein of 670 amino acids. Gene Ontology annotation, biological process: antigen receptor-mediated signaling pathway; intracellular signal transduction. Gene Ontology annotation, molecular function: transmembrane receptor protein tyrosine kinase adaptor activity. Lineage: Eukaryota; Metazoa; Chordata; Aves; Passeriformes; Passeridae. The transcript is spliced from 10 exons.